GGAAACGCGUAUUUGACCGCGCAUUCGUCGGCAGUGUUGUGGUCGUUUGUUUCUCCUCUGUUUGGCUUGUGCGGUACGUAAAGUCCAGUCGUACAUGCUGCUCUUUUCUGCUUAAGUGAUUGGUGAAGAAAUGACAUCAAAUCCCAGUGGGCAAGGUUUUCAGAACAAAAACCGGGUAGCUAUUCUAGCUGAACUGGACAAAGAGAAAAGGCGCCUCAUGCAGAAUCAGUGCUUGAACAACCCUGGAGCCAGUAUUCCUUUGUCAAGACCAGCUUUGAAUAAGGAUUUCCGGGACCACGCAGAGCAGCAGCACAUUGCAGCACAGCAGAAAGCAGCUCUACAGCAUGCUCAUGCACACUCUUCUGGGUUCUUCAUUACUCAAGAUUCUUCUUUUGGAAACCUAAUACUUCCAGUUUUGCCAAGACUGGAGCCAGAGUAAAAGGACAGCAUCCUAAAAUAAAAUAGUGACAGUCUUGUUUUUUUAAUAU
Molecule: messenger RNA, 488 nt
Organism: Scleropages formosus (Asian bonytongue)
Lineage: Eukaryota; Metazoa; Chordata; Actinopteri; Osteoglossiformes; Osteoglossidae
Gene: inip
Product: ints3 and nabp interacting protein
Exons: 5
Coding region: 131-439 (102 amino acids)
Biological process (GO): DNA repair
Cellular component (GO): nucleoplasm; nucleus; SOSS complex
Source: RefSeq, a predicted model, not a curated record